Messenger RNA from Lactuca virosa, 480 nucleotides. The record is from the annotation of a GenBank genome assembly. NCBI's taxonomy places the organism in Eukaryota, Viridiplantae, Streptophyta, Magnoliopsida, Asterales, Asteraceae.
AUGGAUGCCCACAAACAACCUAAUCUUGAGACCACUCACAACCACCACCACCUCAUUCGCCGUAACCGUAACCCUACUGUAUCAUCAACAUCUUCUCAAGAUCUCAAGAGAACCCAUGAAGAGUUCAUCAAGAAUCUUGAAGGAGCUUGCGAUGACAACCAUAAAGUGAUCACAAAAACUUCUUUGUUGGCGGCCGAAGAAGAAGGUAAUCACAAGGCGGAGAGAAGUAUAGCGUUAUGUCAGCCAGAAGCGUCAAUGGUGGUGGAGGAGGAGAGUGGAAGAGAAAGACUAAAGAGACAUCGGGUCGAGAUGUCGGGUCGGGUGUGGAUACCGGACAUAUGGGGGCAAGAGGAUCUGCUGAAGAAAUGGAUAGAUUGCACAGUGUUCGAUUCGUCUCUAGAGAAGAAUAGCGUUAUGUCAGCCAGGGAAGCUCUGAUUCAAGAAGGAAGAUCGACUCUAAGGAUAGAGAAUAGUUGUUAA